Messenger RNA from Puntigrus tetrazona (Sumatra barb), 1368 nucleotides. RefSeq names its product betacellulin, epidermal growth factor family member (gene btc). The transcript has 6 exons. Gene Ontology annotation, biological process: epidermal growth factor receptor signaling pathway; positive regulation of cell population proliferation; positive regulation of mitotic nuclear division. Lineage: Eukaryota; Metazoa; Chordata; Actinopteri; Cypriniformes; Cyprinidae. The record is from RefSeq and is a predicted model, not a curated record. The coding region runs from base 196 to 729 and encodes 177 amino acids.
AAUAACCUCCAGCCAGUCCGUCACUCCCCUCUUCACUUGAUGAAACCCCAAGGUAAACUUUGAGAAGACGGCUAAAAAGUUUCUGGCGACUCAAUGUAGUCGUUUAAUAAAGCACUCGCUGUAAAAUGAAGGCCAUGACAUCCGAAGCAGCCCGGGAAAUGAAGUCUUCGCUUUGAAGCGCAACUCGAAGUACAAAUGGACAAGACGCGCAGGUUCAUUCUGGGAAUAAUAUCAGCUGUGGUCCUAUGCAAAUACUCCCAAGCUGAAUGGAAUACCACAAAGACACCAGAGAACAGGACUGUGUCCUGCGAUCACCAUGACAACUGCACAGAUUCAGCUGACGACCACAUCUGGAGCGGACACUUCUCUAAAUGUCCAAGAGAAUACAAGCAUUACUGUAUCCAUGGUGUUUGCCGUUUUGUAAAAGCUCAGAACACUCCUUCGUGCAGAUGUGAAAAGGGAUAUAUCGGCACUCGGUGUGAAUAUCAUGAUCUCGAUCAACUCGUAGAAGAACGAAAGAAAAUAGUGAUUGCAUGUGUGGUGGCAGGUUUGGUCUUUCUGAUUCUGCUCAUCGUAUUCAUAUGCGUCUGUACACACAAACGAUAUAAACCAUGUCGAAAAAAGAAGAGAAAAAAGGAAACGAGCGAUGAAGAUGAAAAGCUGAGUUCACUAAACGCGCAUGAAGCUGUAACUGCUCCGCUCGAUACAUCUGACACAAAUGCUGUAUGAAUGACAAUGAAGUGAUCCUGCCAAGGUUGCUAAUGGCAUGAUUGUAGUGAGGAAACGAGGACUCGUCCUGCUGAGUGAUGAAAACGGUGCUUUACGGUAAUCCUGAGUGGACUUUAAAUGAACUUUGGAGAUAUGGUGUGAAAGGUAACCUUUGCCAUUCUCUGUGCUACUGUUUACCUCAUUCUUCAUGCCACAACUCAUUUUCACGCUUUUCAGAAGAAAAGUUGGAAAUGAACUGAACGUGUAUGCCUUCAGAAUGGCUGUAAUGAGAACGUGUAUCAUAAUUUAAGAGGGGAUAUGCAAUAUGCUGAAUGCAAACAAAGCAGAUUUAUCUUGGUUUAAUUUUAAGCCUAUUUAUAUUGCAUAUGAUGCACAGAAUAUUAAAAAAAGGUUACCAUAUAUUACAUUCGAUAGAUGGUUCAAUUAAGUUAAAUAUUAUAUUCACCGUUUCAGUGGUGUCUGGAAACAGUUCUCCCUACAUUUAACGGACCAAAAUGUUCUCUUAACUUGGAUUUAUUUAUUAACAUGUAUAUAGAAAAUGUGUUGUUUUGUUUGGUGUUAAGAGUAUAUUUUAAAUUCUGAAAUUACCAUUAAUGUGUGUUUUUUUUUUUUUUUUUGAGAGAGAGAGAUAAGUAUUAG